Molecule: messenger RNA, 1674 nt
Organism: Puccinia triticina
Lineage: Eukaryota; Fungi; Basidiomycota; Pucciniomycetes; Pucciniales; Pucciniaceae
Exons: 8
Coding region: 1-1674 (557 amino acids)
Biological process (GO): maturation of LSU-rRNA; maturation of 5.8S rRNA
Cellular component (GO): nucleolus; preribosome, large subunit precursor
Source: RefSeq, a predicted model, not a curated record
AUGAGCUCCGAGAAACCCAAGAAACCUCUUUCGAAACUCCAGCGACGCAUCCAGGCCGGACUGGCCGGUGCUAGUUCCACAUCCGCCUCCUCGAUACAACCAAAAACAACAACCACAGGCGAAUCAGGACCGAUGGAAAUUGUCGAGACAACUCUUCGUGCGGGAGUCGAUUCACCAUCAUCAUUAGCUCGAGAUUUCUCAUUCUUACCCACCCCUCCGAGCCUCUUUGCACCGCCCUCAAAGUUUGCCAACGCCCUCCCCCGUCCAGAUCGACAAUCAAACCAGUCUUUCUUCUCUUUGCCUAAGGAUCUCUUUCUUCAACCUUGUCUACCCAACGCUUUUGACGGCCCAAGUCCGGAUGAUGAAGUCUUGAUUGCGCGUCAAGGAAGCUCGCUCGCUCAAUUCUUAAUUACCGGUUUUGCAAUCCUACCAUCUCGAAAACGCAAUCCAACCCUAACCACUGCACAUGUCAUCGCGCAUUUAACACCACGUCCUCCUGCUCUGAUGUACUGGCUACCGUUGGAACAAGUCCACUACACCGCUCACGCACCAGAACGUCAACUGAGGCUUUGCAAACCUAACCUUCUGAUGCGAAACCGCUUAAGGAACCGAACGAGUCACACAGAAGUAAACUCGAAUGCCAAGCGUAAUCAUCUGCUUCGUCUCGACGAUCGAAUUCGGGAGAGCAGAGGCGAGACGAUGAAUCAAGGGCGCCAAUCAAAUAGAGGGUAUUUCAAGUCGACCAACUUUGGCGACAGUCCGGCACUGAGCUUGCCAUUGGUCUUAGAGAUCACGGAUGAGGAUCCAAUGCCAAGUUGUCCAUUGGCUAACUCUCGAUAUGCAACCGUUAGAGAAAUCGGUGGUAUCGUAUAUCUGUUUCAAAAGACUGUUGAGCGUGCACACUCGCCCGCGAAUCUCUGGGAAAAAACACGACUAUCGACUAAUUACGCCAAGGCACUUGAACAAAUCGAUAGCUCUCUAAUCUACUGGCCUGAUUACAUGAUUCACCGGUGUAAACAGCGAUUGACAAAGAUUACUCAAUAUCUGAUCAAGAUUCGAAGACUAAAGAACAAAGAACUGCCUCAAUUGGUUGCGAUCAAGUCGAAAACCGAGCGGCGUGAACGGGCCCGAGAAGCUAAAGCCUUAUCAGCCGCCCGAUUAACCAAAACGCUCGAAAAGGAGUUGAUCGGUCGAUUAAAAUCCAAAACUUAUGGUGACGCACCUCUGAACGUCAAUGAGGACGUCUGGAGAUCGGUCCUGGAAGGCGAAAAACGGAAAGAACUGGAACAAGAGAACGAGUUGGAACUGGAGGAUGAGGAAACUGAUGAAGAGAGUGAUGACGAAGAAGAGGAGGAAGAGCGGGAGUUUGUGAGCGAUUUAGAGGAAAGUGAUCUGGAAGAUAUGGAGGACUGGGAUGGGCUAAGUGACGAUGAUGACGAGGAAGAGGCGGACAGUGCAGACAGUGACGCGUCCGAUGAUGACGCUGAGGGUCUUGAUCUCAAUAUCGACAAGGGAUCAUCAUCCAAGAGAAAGGCUAACCAACAACCAAGCCAACCCGCCCAGAAGAAAAUCAGGCCAACCAACCCACAAGAUCCCAAGACAAAGAAGAAAAGAAAGCCGCGUAUGGAGAUCGAAUACGAAGAAGAACAGGAAUGGUUGGGUACACAGGUCUAG